AGCGCACACCAACUACCAAUAGCCCUGGACUCGAGCUCCGUCACAACCAGUAAACUGAAUAACACCAUGGACUUAUUGUCCUCGAGCUGCUGUGAAGCAGUCCUUGGGCAGCAGUUACAGCAGUUUCUACAGGAGCGGGAACUUCUAAAAUCACAGGUGGCAGAGGUGACGGAGUGUCUUAAGAAAGCUCAGCUAGAAACAGACGCAUACGCUCAACAACUCAAAACAGAGAAGGCGCAGUGGCAGCAGCAAAUGCUGAAAAUGGCAGGAGAAAUUGAAAUAUUCAAAAUGGAGAAAAGGCAGGAUGCAAUUAAAAUCGAGGAGCUGAAGGGGAGCCUUGCCCACCUACAAAACCAUCUGGGUAAGAUGGGGCUGGCAUGACCCGGGAGCAGGACUGGCAUCAGAGGGCUGUGGGGGUGGCUUAGAGUGCCCCAGGGAGGUGGGUGGCUGGAAGGGCUUUGAGGCAGAGGGAAAGAGGCCUGUGCCAGGAGAUGGCAAGUCUUGUAAUCUCCAUGAGCCUCAGUGUCCCCAUCAGCAAAGAGGGAGGGGUUCCCGUUGUCAGCCACCCACAGUGCUAUCUAUCUGAAAGUGGCUUGGAAGACUGGCUACAAUUUGGGUGUGAGGAAUCAUUAGCAGUGAGGCCAGGUUUGGGGAGCCUGAGAGGAGCUGUGCACCCAGAAGAGUGUUUU
Molecule: messenger RNA, 689 nt
Organism: Cebus imitator (Panamanian white-faced capuchin)
Lineage: Eukaryota; Metazoa; Chordata; Mammalia; Primates; Cebidae
Product: golgin subfamily A member 6B-like
Exons: 4
Biological process (GO): spindle assembly; Golgi organization
Cellular component (GO): cis-Golgi network; Golgi cis cisterna; Golgi cisterna membrane
Source: RefSeq, a predicted model, not a curated record